Trifolium pratense (red clover) is the source of this 1137-nucleotide messenger RNA. RefSeq lists its product as uncharacterized. The record is from RefSeq and is a predicted model, not a curated record. The coding region runs from base 151 to 1044 and encodes 297 amino acids. The transcript is spliced from 9 exons. Lineage: Eukaryota; Viridiplantae; Streptophyta; Magnoliopsida; Fabales; Fabaceae.
CUCUCAUAUUUCCUCCCCCUCUUCUUCCUCUUGCUUCUUUCAAUUACCUUAGCAUAUUGCUAUUCAUAGCUUUGCAUUGCUCUUGAAACUUUGUUUCUUCACACCCUUAAACAAUUAUUCAUUUUUCUCAUUUUGGAUUUUUGAAUCGAAAUGGCGUACGAGGAUCGAUUCGGACAACAGUCUCAGAGAUCAAAAUAUGAUUGCCUUCUUUUUGAUUUAGAUGAUACUUUGUAUCCUCUUAGAGCUGGCCUUGCAAAAUCUGUUCUCCAAAACAUUAAAGAUUACAUGGUUGAGAAGCUUGGAAUAGAUUCAAGCAAAAUUGAUGACUUGUCAAACCUCCUUUACAAGAACUAUGGAACAACUAUGUCUGGUCUAAGGGCAAUUGGUUAUGACUUUGACUAUGAUGAAUAUCACAGUUUUGUUCAUGGAAGAUUACCUUAUGAGAACUUGAAACCAGAUCCAAUUUUGAGGAACUUGUUGCUGAGCCUUCCCUAUAGGAAACUUAUCUUCACAAAUGCAGACAAAGUCCAUGCUGUUAAGGCACUAAGCAGACUUGGAUUAGAAGAUUGUUUUGAAGGAAUUAUAUGCUUUGAGACCCUUAAUCCAAUCCAUAAGAGUACUGUCUCAGAUGAUGAAGAUGACAUUGAAUUUGUAGGUUCAACAAGCACUAGCAAUAAUAAUGCAAACAACUCACAAAUCUUUGACAUCAUAGAUCAUUUUGCUAAGCCAAAUCCAAAUGUAUUAGUCUUACCAAAGACACCAAUUAUCUGCAAACCAUCAGAAUUUGCCAUUGAAUUGGCUCUCAAGAUUGCCAACAUUAACCCUCAAAGAACUUUGUUCUUUGAGGACAGUGUCAGAAACAUACAAGCUGGAAAACGUGUGGGACUUGACACAGUGUUGGUUGGUACAUCACAAAGAGUUAAAGGUGCAGAUUAUGCAUUGGAAAGUAUUCACAAUCUAAGGGAAGCAGUGCCUGAAUUAUGGGAAAAUGACAUAAAAUCAGAAGUGGCUUACCCUGGAAAGUUAACAUCAGUCACAGCUUGAGAGAAAGAGAUUAUGAAGAAAUUAUUACCCUUUUAAAAUUUGUUCAUUAAUAAAUUCAAAAUUAAAUCAUAAGAGCAAAAAAAAAAAAAUGAA